Molecule: messenger RNA, 600 nt
Organism: Dictyostelium purpureum
Lineage: Eukaryota; Evosea; Eumycetozoa; Dictyosteliales; Dictyosteliaceae
Exons: 2
Coding region: 1-600 (199 amino acids)
Source: RefSeq, a predicted model, not a curated record
AUGAGUUGCCCAUUUAAGUCACUCUAUGCAAACAAACCACAAUCCAAUAGCGCAGAAGAUACCAUUACAGGGUGGGGUUGUCAGGUUAUAAAGGAUGGUGGAUUAAAUUUUUAUAUUAAAACAGAUAAAUUUUUAGAAUGUGAAUAUCACGAAGGAGAUGAAGAAGAAACUGCUUCAGCUUGUCCAUUUAGAUUUCACUCAUCAACAAAUGCCAAAAAAAUAGAUAUGAAUGAAGUAAAAAAAGAAAUCCAACAAAACAAAGAAAAACAAGAACAAAAAAAAAAAGAGUUCGAAGAAAUGAAACAAAAGAUGAACGAAAUCGAUGACGAAGGACAUUUUACAAUACCUUUACUUAAUAUGCCACCAUUUUUAACCUUUAAAGAAACAAAAGAAAUUUUAUCGAGUAUGGAAAUGAAACUUAAAGAUAACAAUUUAAAAUGGGACCAACUUCACUUUUAUAUCAAAAAAAAUACACAAGAUAACAAUAGUAACAACAAUAACAGUAACAACAACAAUAAUAAUAAUUUUACAUUAAUUAAUGAAAAUAAACAAUUAAAUGAAAUCAUUAAAAAUGGUAUCGAUUUAAUAUAUUUAAUAUAA